CUCUGUGGCAUUUUGCAUCCGUUUUGAUAAUUAGAUGCAAGCAAAAGAACUGCGCUUGCAAAUAAUAUUAAAUUUAAAAUAUUAAAAUACUUUUUUAAACCACAUACAUUUAUUAAGCAGUUAUGUCAUAUCAACUGUAUAGAAAUACGACAAUUGGUAACACGUUACAAGAAAGCCUUGAGGAAUUAAUACAGUAUGGUCAAAUAACACACUCAUUGGCGUUAAAAGUCAUGUUACAGUUCGAUAGAUCUAUAAAUCAAGCCUUAUCCAACAGAGUAAAAUCUAGACUAACUUUUAAGGCAGGAAAGCUAAAUACUUACAGGUUUUGUGAUAAUGUAUGGACAUUUAUGUUAAAUGAUGUAGAGUUUAGGGAAGUUCAAGAAGUUGCAAAGGUGGAUAAAGUUAAAAUAGUUGCUUGUGAUGGUAAAAAUGUUGAUGAUCGAAGAUAAUGAAUGAUGUAAUAAAGAAAGCUAGUUUUAAUUUUUUUCAAAAAAAUAACUAUUUGCUGUUUCCUAAAUUAUUAAUUGCUGUACACAUAAAAUGUUUUGUUGAAGACUUUUGUUUAUGAAAUAUUUUUCCACUUAUAGAAUUAAACAGUGAAGUGUU
Molecule: messenger RNA, 606 nt
Organism: Vanessa atalanta (red admiral)
Lineage: Eukaryota; Metazoa; Arthropoda; Insecta; Lepidoptera; Nymphalidae
Gene: TfIIA-S
Product: transcription initiation factor IIA subunit 2
Exons: 4
Coding region: 123-449 (108 amino acids)
Biological process (GO): RNA polymerase II preinitiation complex assembly; transcription initiation at RNA polymerase II promoter
Cellular component (GO): transcription factor TFIIA complex
Molecular function (GO): TBP-class protein binding; RNA polymerase II general transcription initiation factor activity
Source: RefSeq, a predicted model, not a curated record